Messenger RNA from Vollenhovia emeryi, 7285 nucleotides. It is a transcript of the gene Ca-alpha1D, whose product is annotated as muscle calcium channel subunit alpha-1. The transcript has 41 exons. Gene Ontology annotation, biological process: calcium ion import across plasma membrane. Lineage: Eukaryota; Metazoa; Arthropoda; Insecta; Hymenoptera; Formicidae. The coding region runs from base 1 to 5904 and encodes 1967 amino acids. Gene Ontology annotation, cellular component: membrane; voltage-gated calcium channel complex. Gene Ontology annotation, molecular function: high voltage-gated calcium channel activity. The record is from RefSeq and is a predicted model, not a curated record.
AUGAGCGCGGGGGGGGAUGGGGGCUCGGCGUUGGGCCCACCUGCUCGGCUGCCGGGGGCCCAGCCGAUUGCCGCGACCCCCUACAUCGCGACCCCCCCCAACGCCGGCCAGCAGCUUAACGUCGGUGGCGCGACGGAUGCGAGCAUGCAACCGCCGCCGUCGCAGACGGGCCCCGGGGCCGCCGGCGCAGCCUCCAAGUCGGCCCAGAAGAGGCCCGUCAGACGGGGGGGUAAGCCGCCACCCGACAGACCUGUACGGGCGCUCUUCUGCCUGGCCCUCACGAACCCUCUUAGGAAGAUGUGCAUCAGCGUCGUCGAGUGGAAACCCUUCGAAUGGCUCAUCCUUAUGACGAUAUUUGCCAACUGCGUCGCUCUGGCCGUUUACACGCCGUAUCCUUCUGGCGAUUCCAAUCUGACCAACCAAUACUUGGAGAAGAUAGAGUACGUUUUUCUUGUGAUUUUUACGGUGGAGUGCGUGAUGAAGAUCAUAGCUUACGGCUUCGUCGCGCAUCCAGGAGCUUACCUCCGCAACGGCUGGAACUUGCUGGAUUUCACGAUAGUCGUGAUUGGAAUGAUAAGCACGGUGUUGACGGCACUCAUGAAGGAGGGUUUCGACGUCAAGGCCUUAAGGGCGUUUCGCGUUCUGCGUCCUCUCAGGCUGGUUUCCGGUGUUCCAAGUCUUCAAGUGGUCCUAAACUCCAUUUUGCGGGCGAUGGUACCACUUUUGCACAUUGCUUUGUUAGUUCUGUUCGUCAUUAUCAUUUACGCCAUCAUCGGCCUCGAGCUGUUCUCCGGGAAGAUGCACAAAACGUGCCGGCACAACAUAUCCGGCGAGAUAAUGGACGAACCAAAACCAUGCGGCCCCGGUGGCUUCCAGUGCUCUCGGGUUGGACCCAACUAUCACUGCAGCAAGCUAUUCUGGGAGGGCCCUAACUACGGCAUCACGAAUUUCGACAACUUCGGUCUGGCCAUGCUCACGGUCUUCCAAUGCAUCACUCUCGAGGGUUGGACAGACGUGCUUUAUAAUAUCGAGGAUGCGAUGGGAAGUUCGUGGCAGUGGAUAUACUUCAUUUCGAUGGUCAUCCUUGGGGCUUUCUUCGUCAUGAAUCUAAUUCUCGGUGUGUUGUCCGGUGAAUUUUCCAAGGAGAGAGAGAAGGCGAAGGCGCGCGGCGACUUUCACAAGCUCAGGGAGAAGCAGCAGAUCGAGGACGAUCUCAGGGGUUACCUCGACUGGAUAACGCAAGCCGAGGACAUCGAGCCGGAAACCGACGAGCCGAAGAUGCAAGAUGGAAAAACUAAGCAGCAAAACGAAAUAGAGAGCACGGACCAAUUGGAGGGUGACGAGGAAGGGAUCCAACAAGAGUCCGUUUGGAAGAAGAAGAAGCGGGAUUUAGAAAGAGUGAACAGGCGGAUGCGAAGAGCUUGUAGGAAGGCUGUGAAGUCCCAGGUCUUCUAUUGGCUCAUCAUAGUUCUGGUCUUCUUGAAUACCGGUGUUCUCGCCACGGAGCACUACGAUCAGCCGCCGUGGUUGGACUACUUUCAAGAAGUCACGAACAUGUUUUUCAUCGUGCUGUUCUCCAUGGAGAUGAUGUUAAAAAUGUACAGUUUAGGUUUUCAGGGUUAUUUCGUCUCGUUGUUUAAUCGUUUCGAUUGCUUCGUCGUGAUCGGCUCGAUCACCGAAAUGAUACUCACAAAUACACGUGUGAUGCCGCCUCUUGGCGUUUCCGUACUCCGUUGCGUCCGGUUGCUCAGGGUAUUCAAAGUAACGAAAUAUUGGAGAUCACUGUCGAAUUUAGUGGCCUCUUUGCUGAACUCGAUACAAUCGAUCGCCUCGCUGUUGCUCCUGCUUUUCCUUUUCAUCGUGAUCUUCGCUCUUCUGGGCAUGCAGGUCUUCGGUGGAAAGUUCAAUUUCAGUGACAUGGAGGAAAAAACGCGUCACAAUUUUGAUAGCUUUUGGCAGAGCUUGCUCACCGUAUUUCAGAUAUUAACCGGCGAGGACUGGAACGUUGUGAUGUACAUCGGAAUUCAAGCUUACGGUGGCGUCGCCAGUAUCGGCGUGCUCGCCUGUAUUUAUUUCAUUAUCCUCUUCAUAUGCGGCAACUACAUUCUCCUGAACGUGUUCUUGGCUAUCGCCGUCGACAAUCUCGCCGAUGCCGAGUCCCUGACUGCCAUCGAAAAGGAGGCCGAGGAGGAGGCAGAAAAAAAUAAGUCUCGCAGCGGCUCGCCGGCAAGGGACGAAAUCAGUGGUGAAGCUGGCGAUGACGGUGGCGAAGGGACCGGAGGAGAGGAGGAGGAUGAGGGCGCCGGCACAGAUCUCGAACACGAUCCUAACGAGACAAUGGAGGACUACGAAGCCGCACUCGAUACCGAAACGUCAGAAAAAAGUGAGGAUAUGAAUACGCAUAGAGUGCGACUUAACGUUGAGUCUGAUGAAGAAGAAGUGGAGGAGGAGGAAGAAGAGGAAGAAGGUGAGCCAGGAGAAAUACAAGAUGACGACCAGGAAGUGACGGCUAGACCGCGAAGAAUGUCCGAAUACAACAUGACCUCCAAGAAGGAACCGAUCCCGGAUGGUUCGGCAUUCUUUAUUUUUUCAAGCACUAAUAGGUUUCGCGUGUUCUGCCAUUGGUUCUGCAAUCACAGUUACUUCACCAACGUGAUACUGGUUUGCAUUAUGAUUUCUUCCGCCAUGUUGGCCGCCGAGGACCCACUAAAAGCCUCGUCGUAUAGAAAUCAGAUACUCAACUACUUUGACUAUUUUUUCACUACUGUUUUCACGAUUGAAAUCUGCCUCAAAAUGGUCUCGUACGGCUUCAUCAUCCACGAGGGCGCGUUUUGCCGAUCGGCUUUCAAUCUGCUUGAUCUUCUCGUCGUUUGCGCUUCUCUCGCUUCCAUGAUAAUCAGCACUGGCACAUUCUCUUUCAUCAAAGUGCUCCGAGUGCUCCGUGUACUGAGGCCGCUGCGUGCCAUCAAUCGCGCUAAGGGAUUAAAGCACGUAGUACAGUGCGUCAUCGUAGCGGUAAAGACUAUCGGAAACAUAGUCCUCGUCACCAGCCUCCUGCAGUUCGUGUUCGCCGUCAUUGGCGUACAGCUCUUUAAGGGCAAGUUUUUCUUUUGUACCGAUGCAUCGAAAAUGACAGAGGUCGAGUGCCAGGGUACUUAUUUGGAAUUCGAAGAUGGUAAUAUUAACAGGCCGGCCGUACAACUGAGAGACUGGAAACAGCACCGUUUUCAUUUCGAUAACGUUGCCAAGGCGAUGUUGACCCUUUUUACGGUCUCGACUUUCGAAGGUUGGCCGUCACUGUUAGAGUGGUCGAUCGACUCGAACCAAGAAGAUCGUGGACCAAUUCAUAAUUUUCGGCCAAUAGUGGCCACCUACUACAUUAUCUACAUCAUCAUCAUCGCGUUCUUCAUGGUGAACAUCUUCGUCGGUUUCGUUAUUGUCACCUUCCAGAACGAGGGCGAGCAAGAGUACAAAAACUGCGAGCUUGAUAAAAAUCAGAGAAAUUGCAUCGAGUUCGCGCUGAAAGCUAAGCCAGUGCGCCGAUACAUACCGAAGCAUCGAAUACAGUACAAAGUCUGGUGGUUCGUCACCUCCCAGCCAUUCGAGUACACGAUAUUCACGUUAAUUAUGAUCAACACCGUGACGCUCGCGAUGAAAUUUUAUCGGCAGCCGCAGCUCUACACGGAUGUCCUGGACGUACUCAACAUGAUCUUCACCGCCGUGUUCGCCCUCGAGUUUGUGUUUAAGUUGGCCGCAUUUCGAUUUAAGAAUUACUUCGGCGAUGCGUGGAACGUAUUCGACUUUAUUAUCGUGCUCGGAAGUUUCAUCGAUAUCGUUUAUUCGGAAGUUAACCCUGGAUCCACUUCCAUCAUUUCCAUCAAUUUCUUCAGGCUGUUUCGUGUGAUGAGAUUGGUUAAACUACUAAGCAGAGGAGAAGGCAUCCGAACGCUUUUAUGGACGUUUAUCAAGUCCUUUCAAGCUCUGCCCUAUGUCGCCCUUCUCAUUAUAAUGCUCUUUUUCAUUUACGCUGUGAUAGGCAUGCAAGUCUUCGGGAAGAUCGCGAUAGACGAUGAAACGGCGAUAGAUCGUAAUAACAAUUUCCAGACCUUUCCACAAGCCGUGUUGGUUCUGUUCAGAUCGGCGACAGGAGAGGCAUGGCAAGAAAUAAUGAUGGCUUGUUCAUCGAGCAAGAAAUGUGAGUCUAACAGCGACGAAGACAACAAAGAGACUGGCUGCGGAUCAGACAUUGCAUUUCCUUACUUCAUAUCUUUCUAUGUGCUCUGUUCGUUUCUUAUUAUCAACCUGUUCGUCGCCGUUAUCAUGGACAACUUCGACUACUUGACGAGAGAUUGGUCGAUUCUCGGCCCGCACCACUUGGACGAGUUUAUUCGCCUGUGGUCCGAGUACGAUCCCGAUGCCAAGGGGCGAAUUAAACAUCUCGAUGUGGUAACGUUACUAAGGAAAAUAUCACCGCCCUUGGGUUUCGGGAAGCUGUGUCCCCAUAGAGUAGCCUGCAAGAGACUCGUCUCGAUGAACAUGCCGCUGAACAGCGACGGCACCGUAUUGUUCAACGCGACUUUGUUCGCCGUCGUAAGGACGUCGCUGAGAAUCAAGACGGAGGGCAACAUUGACGACGCGAACUCCGAACUCAGGGCGGUGAUCAAAAAGAUCUGGAAGAGGACUAGUUCGAAACUUCUAGAUCAAGUCGUACCACCGCCCGGAGUGGACGACGAGGUGACGGUCGGCAAGUUUUACGCGACCUUCCUCAUUCAGGACUAUUUCCGUCGAUUCAAGAAACGCAAGGAACAGGAAAUGAAGGACGGCGAUAGAGAUUGUCACAACACUGUGACCCUUCAAGCCGGGUUGAGAACGUUACACGAAGCAGGCCCUGAAUUAAAACGCGCGAUUUCCGGUAACUUGGAAGAACUUCUCGACGACAAUCCGGAACCUAUGCACAGAAGAAACCACUCGCUCUUUGGAAGCGUAUGGUCCAGCAUGCGAAAAGGACCGCACGGCUUCCACAGGGCGAAGUCGCUAAAGGUCAACUCCGCCGCUGCGAAGGCUUCCCCGACCAAUUCCAUAGAUUUUCUACCGUAUGCCUCGUUACGGAGGACCGCCGUCGCGGAUGUCACCAAGCAAAUCGCUCACCAAAUUGUGCCAAAUAUAGCGGGUGGUCUAAGCGACGGCGCGAUGAACCAGACGGGAACCGACCUGCGACUGACAGUCGAAGAGAAUAUUCCUCUGAGACCGCUCGCUGCCUUUGGCAAUCCGGCGCAACAGACGUCUUACAAAGUGGUCGAUGGAUCGGGUAGCGGUAACUAUCUCCAUCCCAAUAGCGAAUAUGUUUCCUGGGCCAGAGAGAGUAACGGAAGCGUCGGCGCAGAGCGCCUGUCCCACAGUAUGCCCGGCAGUCCUGCGGACCGGAAGCCGAACUUCGAGGUCAUUGGGAGCGCGGAGAGUCUCGUCGGUCGGGUCCUGGUGGAGCAAGGUUUGGGUAAAUUCUGCGAUCCGGAUUUCGUACGGUAUACGUCGCGCGAGAUGCAGGAGGCGCUGGACAUGACGCGCGAGGAGAUGGACCAGGCCGCUCACCAGCUGCUCCUGCAGGAGCGACGAGGUCAGCCGUUGUCUUACCAGCUACAAGGCGCGGAGCAGCAACAGCUGCAGCCAUGGAGUAGCCAGCAACAGACCACGACCGGCAUCGGUUACCAACCGUUGCAGGAGCAGCCACCGAGUCAGCCAGUCUAUCGCCCGCUGCAUUCUUCCAGCUACCGUCGCGGCAGUAAUCGGCAGCAGCAGCAGCAGCAGCAGCAACAGCCGCAGCAGCAGCCGCAGCAACAGCAGCCACCGCAGCAGCCGCAGCAGCAGCCGCAGCAACAACAACAACAGCGACAACCGCCGUCCUAGCAGGACGAGAAGCUCACCGCGACGCAAACAUCGUCCACGUAACCCGAAAACUCCUACUCCCUCUUACCGGGAGUAGUCGUCAAAGAACCGAGAUCAGUUAACAUGAAGUAACUGCAAUGAAUCACCGACCUCUGAUCUGAAUCGAUCGCGCGAGUUCGAUGGAUUCAGACCGCGUUCAGGGUUCGAACGCCGUUGUUGUUGUUGCCUGAAGAGCACGAGGACGCUUUAUAAACUGUUCUGAAUAUGUAUAGCUGUAGUUAGAUACGGAUCGAGAGACAAAAUGCAGGUGUAGUCUAGAGGAGGGAAAAGGGAGCGAAGUCGUGACGAAGGGCGACCGCUCGACGUCGAGAUGUCCAUCCCGUGGUGGACACAAAUGAACGCGUAUUUUCGUUCAAGCGAAUAUUUUCUAACCGAGCGCGGGUGUUCAUCCGGCACUUUCGAGUCACGCGAGUCGCUCGCGAUUCCUAACUUGGCACGGAUAUCUCGGGCGAGAUGCGUGCAAGUUACGAUCGCGCGGAGCAAGUUGCGGUUCGUUUAGGCACAGGAAUAUAUAGACUUUUAAGAUGUAUUUUCGCCGCGACGGAGGAUCAGGAUGAUCGGGAGUCGUCGCGGCGCGGAGCUUAAUUUUUUCACCGUCGAACGACCGCGAGAUUAAAAUAAUCGACGGAGUAUCCCGGGACCUGGGCUCCCGACGGAAUUGAGUUUACUUCUCUAGAAACACUUCUAGAGAUUUGCCAUUGUUCCCGUUUAACGUUGAUCUCCGUUUUCUGUUCGAUUCGCCUUGACUAAGGGCGAUACGGCGAACGCCAUGUGCAGAAAAUAGACGAAUUAAAAUGAAAGAAAUAGCAAGAAACUGCAAAGUUUUCUUUAUCAAUUUCAGCGAUUGGUUAAAAAUUUUUUGAAAUAAUACUUCAUCUGCGUAAAAAGCGUCUAAUUGGGAGCAAUUAAAUGGAAAUUCCGAAAGUAAUUCCCUCCUCAGAAUUUUAAGAUAUAUUAUAUACUGAAGUAAAUUCCCCCCGUACAGUAUUAAUGUUAAAAAAGAUACAGAAACCGAGAAACAUACGAAAUUGUCAAUUUUUGAAACUUUUCAGGUGAAAGGUAAAAAGAAGUUGAAUCUUAUAAAAAUAGAUUUCUCUCAAUGAUCUUAAUUCGUCUAUUUUUACAGCGAUCUGAUAUUUUCUUUUACAAGACUCAUCACCUAUUUUAACUCUUUACGACGCUUUAUAGAAUAUUUAUUAUUAUCUUGUAAGAGCGUAUUCUGACGUAAUAACUUUUUAUCAAUUAACCAUAAUUUCCUAUUGGACGGUAAAAAUCUCUCUUCUAUACACGGGGAGAAUUUUCUUUUAAAAUUUAUCCUGAAAAUGUUAUAAUCGUGGGGCAA